Messenger RNA from Notolabrus celidotus (New Zealand spotty), 2657 nucleotides. RefSeq names its product distal-less homeobox 2a (gene dlx2a). NCBI's taxonomy places the organism in Eukaryota, Metazoa, Chordata, Actinopteri, Labriformes, Labridae. Gene Ontology annotation, biological process: negative regulation of transcription by RNA polymerase II; embryo development; cell differentiation. Bases 1106 to 1933 code for a protein of 275 amino acids. The transcript has 3 exons. Gene Ontology annotation, molecular function: RNA polymerase II cis-regulatory region sequence-specific DNA binding; DNA-binding transcription factor activity, RNA polymerase II-specific. The record is from RefSeq and is a predicted model, not a curated record.
AAAAACCUAAGCGUGACCACGUGAACUUCUGCAGUCUGAGGGAACUAAACGCACUAUGGCGUGGAAAAUCCCACACACUGAAGUUCUUUUGACGAACCAGAGUUCUGUACGCUUGUUUGUGUCAUUUGUUGUGUCAUCAAAGAGGUUUGUUUAAACAGCAGUCUUUUUUACAUUGUAAACUCGCACUGAGGACCUAAAAGAAACGCAAAAUAAAGGGUUGUAUGUCCAAUAUCCAACCCCUGGGGGCGCUGUAGCUAUUCCUUGUAUCCACCCAACAUCAACCUUAGCAUCAUUCACAGGUUUGUAUUUUAUGUUAACACCCGUGAAUGCCCUUUUGACCGACCCUCUGUACCCCUCAUUUUCUGUAUUGUUCUGACUUGUUAGUAAGCGAGGCUCUUUUUGUUCUUAUUGCCUUAGGAUUUGCUUUUAGACCAUAAUAAUUAGGAAGUACAUUAAACAGGCCUGUGGUUUGACUCAAAUGGUUGGUUUGCUGAUGUAAAUCUGCUUUAUUGACACGCGUAAAAUCCAAAUUAUGUGGUACAACCGCAAUGCAUCCGAAGAUUAAUUUGUGGCCAAUUUUAUGGUGUCUUUGCAAUAGUCUGUACAUGGAGUUAUCCAUAUUUGUAAUUUUAGUCUCUUUAUACGCGUCUAAUUGCAUUUUGACAAUAUGCUCUAAGACCGAGUUUUACUGUGAAGACCAGACCUGUAAGAUCUGAAGGUUCGGUCACGGUACCUUUCUCUGGCCCUUUUGUAAGUGCUUUGAUGGCACACUCGGUGCAGACAGACCUGAACAAAUAAUGGAGGGUGGACGCGGUGGGGAGUAGUCAGUCGUGCAGCCCUUACUCAUUGGUUGCCUCAGACACAGUAGCUCUCCCUCUCACUCUCUCAUAAAUGCGCUCCCACCACCGACCGUAGCAGAUAAUCACAGGCCACUGCGAGGGGGACACACCUUCUGCUCAUUUUGCUUCACUUUACCAGGGGAUGCGUUUCGAUUCACGAAAAGGUGUCAUCAGUCCAAGAUUUUAGUCCUUUUUCGCUGCUUGCAGUUUCGCAAUUUUUCAGUUUUUGCUCAUAGGUUACGAGUCUCUUUCGCUUUACAUCGAAGAUGACUGGGGUUUUUGAGAACUUAAAUACUGAUAUGCAUUCCAACCAGAUUACCUCGAGCAGUUACCACAGCUUGCACAAGUCGCAGGAGUCGCCGACUCUGCCAGUGUCCACGGCCACGGACAGCAGCUACUACAACAGCCAACAGCCGGGCCACUGCGCAGGGUCUCCUUUUGGCCAACUCGGCUCGUACCAGUACCACAGCAGUGCCACAAGCGCUGUGCCAUAUAACGCAAAAUCAUACGAGCUAGGCUUCAACUCGUCAUAUGGUGCAUACAGCUCCUAUGUCUCCAACCCCUCGCCUACUCCAGCGGAUACAGAGAAAGAAGAGAGCGAGCCAGAAAUCCGGAUGGUAAAUGGAAAACCAAAGAAGGUCAGGAAACCUCGAACCAUUUAUUCCAGCUUUCAACUGGCUGCACUUCAACGGAGGUUUCAAAAGACGCAGUAUUUGGCUCUACCAGAACGGGCCGAGCUGGCAGCCUCCAUGGGCCUUACUCAAACACAGGUCAAAAUCUGGUUCCAAAACCGCCGCUCCAAGUUCAAGAAGUUGUGGAAAAGUGGAGAAAUCCCCCCAGAGCAACAUGUUGCUUCCAGUGAAUCUCCCCCCUGCACGUCUCCGCCAACUACUGCCUGGGACUUUCCACAGACUCAAAGAAUGAACAGUGUCAACUCCAGUUUACCUCAGAGCAGCAGCCCUCCCAACACGACUGCGCCUACAUCGUUUUUGGCAAACUACUCCUGGUACUCUACGAACUCUGCGACGCAUCUGCAGCCUCAUCUGGUCCCGCACCACCACAACUCCGCCAUAAGCGCUGGGACGAUAUUCUGAAACGAAAAACAAACACACAAAUAUCGGGUUUAAAUCGGACAAUACUGGUGAAUAGAUGAGAAAUGCCAAUACUUUUAUUUUGCAGACCUCGUGUGUGCGCCAUGCGAAUUUUACGCACAGGUAUCUAGGUGAAGUUAAUGGAGCAAGAUAGGUUCAUGGACCUUGCCAGUUUUCGCAAAUGCUAGUAACAGAUUUCUACAGUUAUUUUUGUAUUUAUUUAUUUUGUCUAUGUCGAGGGAUGAAUGAACCACUAUUACCCAAAGCAAUCACAGCCUGGGCGCAAGCCUGCUUAUACGCGGACGUCACUUUUUGCCAUCCCUGCGAAUCAAACAUUUAUCGCAGGACAACCUCUCACAAAUGUAGCACAAGUUAACUGUACUGUGCCUUUUUCAAUAUGACCUCAUUUUGAUGUGCGUUAAAAUAGCUUACCUUUAUCCAUUCCACGUCAUUAGUUGAGUUGAAUAAACUGGGGGGGAGGGGGUAAGUGUCUGAAACCAUGUUUGUAAAUAUUUUACCACAGCUUUUUUGAUAGCCCAUGUCGCUUCGACUUUUAUUUUUAGCCUUUGAGUGCAAAACCAUCAUAAUCCACCGUAAGCUACUGAUUGUUCCACCCUCCCAAAUGUUAUUGUAUCACAUUUUAUUGUAUCUUUGUCUUAUUUAUUUUAGCAUUGUUCCAUAUAUGACCAGACGUUAUUUAAAUAAAAAUGAUUCUGUGCAUAUUGUA